Messenger RNA from Aphanomyces astaci, 1551 nucleotides. RefSeq lists its product as hypothetical. Bases 11 to 1507 code for a protein of 498 amino acids. Gene Ontology annotation, molecular function: ubiquitin protein ligase activity; zinc ion binding. Gene Ontology annotation, biological process: ubiquitin-dependent protein catabolic process; protein ubiquitination. Gene Ontology annotation, cellular component: nucleus. The transcript has 6 exons. The record is from RefSeq and is a predicted model, not a curated record. NCBI's taxonomy places the organism in Eukaryota, Oomycota, Saprolegniomycetes, Saprolegniales, Verrucalvaceae.
CAGGUCAAGCAUGUUCCAACGGCAAAACCCCUCCAAAAAUAACCAUCGCAAACUUCUGGGACACAUUCUUGGUGCUGCCGGAGACAGCAACGAAGGGCAGACAGGUGGCACGCAUAUAGUAACCAUGCAACGACUCCUAGGCAUUUCCAUCAACAUGCUACGAGGCAGCGCAACCGAUGCCCCAGCAGCAGGCGUAGAAGGAUUGCCCAUUGAAGACGACGACAUGGGCCAGUCAACGAACCAAGACGACACCUCGGUUGUUGCCGCUGAAACAGUGGUGGAUGGAGGACCGACGCGCGAACGCCGGCCGUCCAUUCGACCCACGGCACUCCCGCCUCCGCUUGAAAAGACGACUGCCGACGCGGCCAACCCUCAGGCAAACUUGAAAGCGCGCAUCAUGCAAAUCCAAACCAACAAGUCGCUGACACCCAAGGAAAAGGCCGACGGGAUGCAAAAGGUCAUGAUGCAGCAGUGGACCGAAGCUCAAGAGCGGUUGACCCCGAAACAAGCCGAGUCCAAACCGGAAACCCCCGUCGCAGACUCGGAUCGUACCGUCGUCACGUACCACAACGCGGACGCCGGCAUCAAAGGAUGCUCCCAUUACCAGCGAAAAUGCAAAUUGUUUGGCAAAUGCUGCAACAAAUUCUACACGUGCCGGUUUUGCCAUGAUGAACAAGAAAAGCACGCGUUUGACCGGUACGCGACGGAAAAGAUCAGCUGCAUGGAGUGCCAUACAAUUCAACCCGUGGGUCCAAAGUGCAUCAACGACGGCUGCGGCGUCGACUUUGCCCGGUACUAUUGCAGCGAGUGCAAGUUUUACGACGACGACGAGACCAAGGACAUUUACCAUUGUGAGAAAUGCCGCAUCUGUCGCAUUGGCAAGGGUCUGGGCGUCGACUAUUUUCAUUGCGACAAGUGCAAUGCGUGCAUGAGCAUCACCCUCAAGAAGCACAAGUGCGUGGAGCGAUCCCUUGAAUCUGACUGCCCCAUCUGCCACGUGUACAUGUUCACGUCCACGACCCCCGUGAUGUUCCUUCCAUGUGGGCACUGCAUGCACGUUGCGUGCUACGAAGACUACACGCAGACCAACUACAUAUGCCCGCUAUGUUCCAAGUCCCUGGGGGAUAUGAGAGCGUACUUUGCGAGGAUCGAUGACCUUCUCUCGCACGAGCAAAUGCCGGCGGAAUACCAGAAUUACCGAUCGCAGAUCUAUUGCAGUGACUGCGAACGCAAGUCCGAGACAAAGUUCCACUUCGUGUACCACAAGUGCCAGCAUGACGAAUGCAAGUCGUACAACACCAAAGUCGUCAAGCAUUUCAAACAGGAAGGAGGGUCAUUACAUCCCCCGCCAGCUCCGGCAGGAGGUAUCACCACCGCGGUGGCGGGACGAAGUGGAAUCGGCCGGGUACAAGCACGUACGACGGACGCGCGUCGGAGCUCAUCGUCGUCCAUCAGCCGAAGAAGCUCCAAUCCGUCUCGAUCGGACCCAAGCAACCGCGGCACAUAGGUCGUAUGUAGACCGCCAGCCUUCCUCCAUUCUUAACCCGCCAC